AUGGCCCGCCCCUCCCGAAAAGCUGAUCAACAAGUCGCCCAGCUUGGGUUAGCUGACUCCAGUGCGUCGACUAGUGAUUCUGAUGGUGACGACAGCGAUCUGCAAAGUCCUCUUAGUAUAGAGGCCAAGAUAGCACACGCGCACGGCGGUAAGUCUCUCAAGUCUGGGAAAGAAGCUAAGAUAACAAGCACCGUCUUGUAUCCGCAGUCAUGGCCACAUUGUUAUCUCAGUAUUACUCACGGUCGCCGCGACGUCAAAUACGAGGAGCUUAAACUCAAAGAAUUCGUUGCCGGUUAUGGCCAGAUCCUCUUGUCCCCAGAUUUAUCUGAGGUGGAACGUUCUUCCCGUCUUAAACAUCUGGUUUCGCUAAUGUAUUUUUCCCAGCUUUACGAAUGGCAGGCUGUAUUGAGUUUUCACGGCGCAGUUCUGUUAGAGAUCGAACGUGGAUUGCUCCAAUAG
This is a messenger RNA of Pocillopora meandrina, 459 nucleotides long. Lineage: Eukaryota; Metazoa; Cnidaria; Anthozoa; Scleractinia; Pocilloporidae. The record is from the annotation of a GenBank genome assembly.